Sorghum bicolor (sorghum) is the source of this 2812-nucleotide messenger RNA. RefSeq names its product protein Rf1, mitochondrial. Gene Ontology annotation, molecular function: protein binding. NCBI's taxonomy places the organism in Eukaryota, Viridiplantae, Streptophyta, Magnoliopsida, Poales, Poaceae. The coding region runs from base 154 to 2145 and encodes 663 amino acids. The record is from RefSeq and is a predicted model, not a curated record. The transcript is spliced from 2 exons.
UGAUCAGUCCUCUGCUGGCUCACGCGAAGGGGCACCUCCAUUCGUUCCCAACUCCAGCUCCGCCACCACUACCAUCUCCAAUCUCCUGCCUCAGUUGGCUCCAUCCCAGCGCCGAGCAGCAUUUGCCACCGAAUCGGAGCGACGGCGCCGACCAUGUCGAGCCGGACGUGCCUGAAGAAGCUGAAGCGGAUCAUUGGACGGCGCAUCCGCUCGGGAAGCCUCAGCGCUGAGGCCGCGCGCCAACUCUGGAACGAGGUGCUCCCAUCGAUCCAAUAUCGUUCCCCACCACCGGCCGCUUCAGCAGCCGCGCGCCGGUGGAGAGCCGACCGCCGCCGUUCCUGGGAGCUGGAGCAGUUCAUCGGAGAGUGUUACCGCUCGGGGGACCUCGGCCCCGAGGACGCACUCGAUCUGUUCGACGAAUUGCUUCAGCGAGCGAGGCCCGGCUCCAUUUACGCCCUCAACCAGCUGCUCACCACGGUCGCUCGCGCCCCCGUCUCCUCCUCUGUGCGCGAUGGCCCUGCGCUCGCCGUGUCCAUGUUCAACCGUAUGGCCCGAGCGGGCGCCAAGAAGGUGGCUCCAGACAUAGCUACCUUCGGCAUCCUCAUCAGCUGCUGUUGCGACGCGGGCUGUUUGAACCUCGGCUUCGCUGCAUUGGGGCAAAUCAUUAAGACGGGACUGAGGGCACAGGCCGUCACCUUCACGCCCCUGCUCAGGACCCUCUGCGCCGAGAAGAGGACGAGUGACGCAAUGAAUAUUGUGCUCAGGCGGAUGCCUGAGCUCGGCUGCACCCCCGAUGUCUUCUCCUACACCACACUUCUCAAAGGGCUUUGUGCUGAGAAGAAAUGUGAAGAGGCUGCCGAGCUGAUCCACAUGAUGGCUGAAGAUGGAGACAACUGCCCACCUAAUGUGGUGUCUUAUACCACUGUAAUCCAUGGAUUCUUUAAAGAGGGAGAUGUAGGGAAAGCUUACACCCUGUUUUGCAAAAUGCUUGAUCAUGGGAUCCCGCCAAAUGUUGUGACCUGCAAUUCAGUCAUUGAUGGCCUAUGCAAGGUUCAAGCAAUGGACAAGGCCGAGGCAGUCCUUCAGCAGAUGAUUGACGAGCAUAUUAUGCCUAAUUGUACUACAUAUAACAGUCUGAUCCAUGGAUACCUCUCUUCAGGACAGUGGACGGAGGCAGUCAGAAUUCUCAAAGAAAUGUCUAGAGAUGGGCAACGGCCAAAUGUUGUUACUUACAGUAUGCUCAUAGACUGUCUUUGUAAAUCUGGAUUGCACGCAGAAGCUAGAGAGAUCUUUAAUUCUAUGAUUCAGAGCGGUCAAAAACCCAAUGCCUCCACUUAUGGCAGUCUGCUUCAUGGGUAUGCUACCGAAGGCAAUCUUGUUGAUAUGAACAAUGUCAAAGAUCUAAUGGUACAAAAUGGAAUGCGACCUGGCCGUCAUGUCUUCAACAUAGAAAUCUAUGCAUACUGUAAAUGUGGAAGGCUAGAUGAGGCAAGCCUUACUUUUAACAAAAUGCAGCAGCAAGGAUUCAUGCCAGACAUAGUCGCCUACACCACAGUUAUAGAUGGGCUUUGCAAGAUAGGCCGGCUGGACGAUGCAAUGUCCCGAUUCUGUCAGAUGAUUGAUGAUGGAUUGUCUCCCGAUAUCAUAACAUUCAAUACUCUAAUUCAUGGUUUUGCUUUGCAUGGCAAAUGGGAGAAGGCCGAGGAAUUAUUUUAUGAGAUGAUGGAUAGAGGCAUUCCUCCUAAUGUCAAUACGUUCAAUUCAAUGAUAGACAAGCUAUUCAAAGAAGGAAAGGUUACAGAGGCCCGAAAACUCUUUGAUUUGAUGCCACGUGCAGGAGCUAAACCUAAUGUUGUUUCUUAUAAUACAAUGAUUCAUGGGUAUUUCAUAGCUGGUGAAGUGGGCGAAGUGAUGAAGCUCCUUGAUGAUAUGCUCUUGAUUGGCUUGAAACCCACUGCUGUUACCUUUAAUACUUUACUUGAUGGCAUGGUCUCUAUGGGAUUGAAACCUGAUGUUGUUACCUGUAAGACUUUGAUUGAUAGCUGCUGUGAAGAUGGCAGGAUAGAGGAUAUAUUAACUCUGUUCCGAGAAAUGUUGGGCAAGGCUGAUAAGACUGACACUAUCACGGAAAAUAUAAAACUGUGAGUGUCAUUUCAGAAUUGAUGGACUUCCAUUGGCACGGAACUCAAGCUGCAGAUGACCAAAAGGGGUAAAUAGAGAAUGGAGUGUUAACCUUAACUAUGAUGUCUUAUGUUGUCCUUAAUUGUACUUGAAGAUGAUUUGGAAGUGUCAUCAAUCUGGAGAAGUUAAGACGAGGUGUAACCGUGAAAGCUUCUUAUCACUGUUCCAGUGUGGUAAUUUCGCUCAAAGCUUUAGAAGUUGUUACACAAGCAGGAGCUAUUUCAUGCAUUUGAGAGAGCAAGUCUGCAAGGAUGCUUACAGCACAAGUUAUAUUAAUACAAUGCAAGGUGAUCUUACUCAGGCUCCAAGAACUAGUUAUAGCUUAAAGCGAGCCAAUGAAAGCAUACCAAAGAUGAACAGAGGGAAUAGUUGCCGACAAGUCAUGGUCUGGCCACUGUCAGAAAAGGCUAGCAAGCAAGUUAACUCUCGCCAUUAUAGCAUCCGUGCACUGCUUUGUUACAUUUUAAAAUAGCGUGGCAACUAGCAUGCUGAAGCUGAAUAUAGCCAGUUCCUGAUGCCACAGCUUCACCAAAGUGAGGUGAUCACCCUUCAUUGAGAGACCUACAUGCUGUGCUUGUGCUUUCUGAAAGAACUCCAGGAAUUCAGAAAUGCACCUUCAUUGAGACUUUCU